AUGAAUGCAUAUGAAUCAUCCAGGAUAUACAAGCAAAGGGUGAAGGCAUAUCACGACAAGAAGUUGCUGAAGAAGGACUUCCAGCCAGGCCAACAAGUUUUCUUGUUCAACUCAAGGCUGAAGUUGUUCCUAGGCAAAUUGAAGUCUAAAUGGUCUAGACCAUUUACUAUCAAAGAAGUGAAGCCACACGGAGCAGUGGAAGUAAUGGAUCCUGAGUCAACAACUCUUGAGAGAAAGUGGAUUGUGAACGGGCAAAGAUUGAAGUUGUACCAUGGUGGAAACAUUGAGAGAUUGACUACCAUUUUGCAUUUACAAGACCCUUAG
Glycine soja is the source of this 324-nucleotide messenger RNA. RefSeq lists its product as uncharacterized. The coding region runs from base 1 to 324 and encodes 107 amino acids. Lineage: Eukaryota; Viridiplantae; Streptophyta; Magnoliopsida; Fabales; Fabaceae. The transcript has a single exon. The record is from RefSeq and is a predicted model, not a curated record.